Molecule: messenger RNA, 831 nt
Organism: Diaporthe amygdali
Lineage: Eukaryota; Fungi; Ascomycota; Sordariomycetes; Diaporthales; Diaporthaceae
Exons: 3
Coding region: 1-831 (276 amino acids)
Source: RefSeq, a predicted model, not a curated record
AUGUCUAACGAGACGACCAAGGACCAACAUAAUGAGCUUGCUACUGUUGAGCAGCUUCUUCUUGAGGCAGAUCAUAUACCACAAUGGCUGAAGGAUUCUGUUAUCCGAAGCAUGCGACCGCGUCAAGUGCAAUUUUGGUCUCCCCCAGAUGAUCCCGAUAAGCCAAAAUAUCUCAAAACGGUCACUCAUAGCGAAGCGGUUGUGGCAAAUCCGCCCAAUGAGACCCCGGCAUCCACCGAGCAUGAGACGGCUCAGUUGACCAUAGCUGCUCCAAUUGCUGUUGGAGAGGCACGGGGGCCCCAGAUAGUUGCCUGCACAGUAAUUCCGUUACAAGAGAACAGGGUGACUGCGGAACCCUUCCAAGCUGCUGCUAAGUUUUUCGACAAGAGUAUGGGUACGGAUGCAUUUCAUUAUCCUGAGGAGUACAGAUUGGAAGUGCUUGCUCGCGCGAUGGAUGGUUAUGUUAGGCAGCUCAAAACAGGUCUUGCCCAGGGGGAUUUCGCAGGACGUAAUGUCGUACUUGUCACAAACAAUCAGCAGGAAGAAACAAUAUGUGGGCUAACCAUACCACGCGUUGUGCUUAUUGACUAUAACAGGGCAAAAGUCGAUAAAAUGUCCCCGGAGCAGGCUGAAUGGCUGCCGUGUAACCCUGGCGCAAUAUUUUGGGGCGAACUCCUUUGCGGUUCCUUUGGCGGUUGGGUUCCCAAUGACUGGGAGGACGUAGAGAUGCAGCAGCAGUGGCUGCUGGAAAGAUUCGAGAAGAGCGAGCAACGGCGCCUCUACUACCCGUCUUCGGAAUUCUUCUCACAGCAGCUGAACAAAACAGCCUGA